AUGCUCCCCUCCCCUUCCUCAAAAUCUCUCGAAUCAUGGCAAACCAUAGCCAAGCGCACCCAACAACACCGAGACGCCACUCUCGCCGCAGUCGAACCUCCCAUACCAGACCUCCCCGAACUACCCCUAGACUCCACGCCAGUCCCUAAGACCAUUCUCACUCCAGAGGAACUUUCCAUCACCGAAUCUGACCCCGUAGACCUCCUCUCGAAGCUCUCUUCCGGCAAUUUAUCCAGCGCAACCGUAACAAACGCGUUCCUUAGACGCGCCACCCUCGCCCAAAAACUUGUAAACUGCAUCACAGAACUAAUGCCCCAAGCUGCCCUCGAGCGCGCCGCAUAUCUCGAUGCAUACCUCAAAGAACACGGAAAGCCCAUCGGGCCACUCCACGGCCUUCCCAUCUCAAUAAAAGAAAUGAUCAAUGUAAAGGAUCACACAUGCAAUGCCGGUUUUAUCUCUUGGUCCGAUCGCAUCGCCACCUCGAAUGCACACAUCCUUGACAUCUUGCUAGCAGCAGGCUGUGUCCUCUAUGCACGUACGACACAGCCUCAGACCCUCAUGCACCUUGAAACCUCCUCGAACUACUUCGGCACUACACACAACCCGUUCAACAGGAACCUCACCAGCGGUGGCUCGUCUGGCGGCGAAGGCGCCCUGCUCGGCAUGCGCGGAAGCUGUCUAGGUAUCGGCACGGAUAUCGGGGGAAGUAUCAGAUCUCCAGCGGCGAACAACGGAUUAUGGGGAUUGAGGCCUACGAGUAAUCGACUGCCAAUGCAGGGAAUGACCGCGACGAUGUUGAGCGCAGAGCACAUCCUCGCCGUCAUCGGUCCACUUUCUACUUCCCUAGCCGGCGUCAAAGUAUUCAUGAAAACGCUCAUCGACGCUCAACCCUGGAUCCGAGAGCCCAGCCUGGUCCCUCUGCCGUGGAAAACGGAAUCACAAUUCCCCAUAAAAGGCGGGAACAAGACGCUUAAAAUCGGUGUGCUGACCGAUGAUGGAGUCGUGCGUCCACAUCCGCCCGUCCUCCGCGCGCUCACCUCUCUCGCCUCGAAACUUGCGUCCGUCCCAGGCGUGGAAGUCGUCCCCUUCACGCCUCUCAAGCACGACCUUGCCUGGUCCAUAAUCUCCUCCCUCUACUUCGCCGACGGCGGCGCAGAAGAGAAAGCCGCCAUCGCUGCGUCAGGCGAACCCUGGCGUCCCUUAUCCAAUUUCAUCCUCAAGGAAAAUCCUAACGUCAAAUCCCUCUCCAUUGCAGGGAUGUGGGACUUGACGGCGAAGCGGGACGCGUAUCGAGAGGAAUACGCGGCGCACUGGAGAGAAAGCGGGAUAGACGUCUUGUUCUGCCCUGUUGGGCCUGGUGCCGCGCCGCCGAUAGACUGCGCGAGAUACUGGGGAUACACUGCGCAGUGGAAUUUGCUGGAUUAUCCGGCGCUUAUAGCGCCGGUGAGUAAGGUGCUGGCUGACGAUGUUGUUGAUAAGGGGUAUGUGCCGAGGAAUGAGCAGGAUAGGUAUAACCAUGAGCUUUACUCUCCUGAGAAGUAUGUCAACGCGCCUGUGAGCGUGCAGGUGGUGGGAAGGAGAUAUGAGGAUGAGAAGGUGGUCGAGGCGAUGGAAUAUGUACAGGAGAAGCUGGGGCUGCCGUGGGCCAAGUACGUCUAA
This is a messenger RNA of Didymosphaeria variabile, 1659 nucleotides long. RefSeq lists its product as uncharacterized. Lineage: Eukaryota; Fungi; Ascomycota; Dothideomycetes; Pleosporales; Didymosphaeriaceae. The record is from RefSeq and is a predicted model, not a curated record. The coding region runs from base 1 to 1659 and encodes 552 amino acids. The transcript has 3 exons.